This is a messenger RNA of Ilex paraguariensis (yerba mate), 2087 nucleotides long. The record is from the annotation of a GenBank genome assembly. Lineage: Eukaryota; Viridiplantae; Streptophyta; Magnoliopsida; Aquifoliales; Aquifoliaceae.
UUUCAUUAACCAGCUCACCUGCUCUGCAACGCCUCUCCACUCCACAAUUCCUUAUUUUGCCCUCAAAUUUCAUUUAUUCAAACCCCUCAAUCUCAUGGUCUUUCCGUAAUUUUCCCUUUCAAUCAUGGCGGAAACUUCCAGAUUCCACCAUCGCAGCACACUCGAUUACAAGCGUUUAAUCCCAUCAUUUCUCACUCUCAUUUGGACCCUUGGAUUCUUUCUGAUCAUCAUAUGGCAACGCACAGCCGUAGAUCGGAUCUUAACGUUCCGUCGCUGGUCUUCGCCGCCGACGAGGCCCAUCCCGAAGCUACGUCCUGUGGUCUUCAACUUGACCGAUUUCGGAGCAGUUGGCGAUGGCGUGACAGUAAAUACAAGAGCAUUUGAGAGGGCAGUGUCGGAAAUCGAAAAGCGAGGUGGCGGUCAGCUCAACGUUCAACCUGGGGUUUGGCUUACCGCGCCUUUUGAUCUCACGAGCCACAUGACUCUCUUUCUUGCUGAAAAUGCCGUUAUACUUGGAAUUGACGAUGAGAAGUAUUGGCCAUUGAUGCCUCCUUUGCCAUCAUAUGGAUAUGGAAGAGAGCAUCGUGGACCUCGUUAUGGAAGUCUAAUCCAUGGUCAAAAUUUAAAGGACGUUAUCAUAACAGGACAUAAUGGUACUAUCAAUGGACAAGGUCAAACGUGGUGGAAGAAGUAUCGUAAGAAGCUUCUCAAGCACACGAGGGGCCCCCUUGUGCAGAUUAUGUGGUCAAGAGACAUUCAAAUAUCUGACAUUACUUUGCGUGAUUCUCCAUUCUGGACGCUCCACCCUUAUGAUUGCCAGAAUGUUACUAUUAGAAAUAUUACUAUCUUGGCUCCGUUGUUUGACGCCCCAAACACCGAUGGAAUAGAUCCUGAUUCAUGUGAGGAUAUGGUGAUAGAGGAUUGUUAUAUAAGUGUUGGGGAUGAUGGAAUUGCUAUAAAGAGCGGUUGGGAUCAGUAUGGAAUUGCUUAUGGCCGGCCUUCCACUAACAUUCGUAUCCGUAAUGUCGUGGUACGCUCAAUGAUAAGUGCUGGAGUAUCAAUUGGUAGUGAAAUGUCCGGUGGAGUUUCAAAUAUCUCUGUGGAGAAUCUCCUUGUUUGGAACUCAAAAAGGGCUAUUCGGAUUAAGACCAGCCCUGGCAGGGGGGGUCAAGUUCGGCAUAUCACAUAUCGGAACCUCACACUAAAUAAUGUUCGGGUGGGGGUUGUGAUAAAAACCGAUUACAACGAGCACCCAGAUGAAGGUUACGACCCCAAAGCCCUUCCAAUUAUUGAGGACAUAAGCUUCAUUGGAAUCCGUGGUCAGGGGGUUCGUAUACCGGUCCGCAUCUAUGGCAGCUCAGAGAUUCCAGUGAGGAAUGUUACUUUCCAGGACAUGUCAGUGGGAAUAACAUACAAAAAGAAGCGUAUCUUCCAGUGUGCGUAUGUUCAAGGCCGUGUGAUUGGAAGAAUUUUCCCUGCCCCAUGUGAGAAUCUUGAUCAGUAUGAUGAAGUAGGUAGGCUGGUUAAGCAAUCAACAUCGCAUAAUAAUGUUGAUACGGAUUAUGAAGUUUGACGAGAAAAAUCCGCAGUUCUUAAAUGGAUGGCUUGCCUCUCAGAGAGAUGGGCUUCAUUCUUCGAUAUUCUAAUACCCACUAUAAGGAUGUUGGAACAUACAGAGGCACAUUCAAUUUAUUGAACUCAUCUUCGAAGAAGAGAUUUAGAGUGACGAUUUUAGAGUACGUUUCUUCGCCAGGAGACAUUCAUGGAUGAAAGAAGAGGAAGUGGAAUGUAGAGGUUGCCAUAAUAGGGGCUGGUUCCAUGACUGUUCAUUUGUACGUUUGCCCGAGUUUCAUGAUCGCAUGCUGUCAUCCCGUCUCGUGGUGUAGGAGUGGAUCAUGGAUUUGUUCUUGUUAGAGUUUCCUUCGAUUUUCGUGGCAGACUGGUGAUGCUGCCUCUGUCAAUGUGCAGAAGGGAAGGAACUCGUGAUUUUACUCAAAAAUUGUCAGCUUGGCUGGCAAAAGGAAUGAAGAUGAUGUUGUGUUCUAACUUUGUGCUGUACCAGGUUUUUGGGGGUUUUUUUUCUGUUU